AUGCGUGGCCGAAGCCGCCCAAGGGAAACGAGCGUCCCCGCGGCAGCCGGAAGUGAAAGCCGGGAGAGCGCGCCCCUCUCUCUCUCUCUCUCCCCUCCCUUCCCGCCUUCCCCUCCGCCCACUCUAUGGUUCCUCCCCGUCGCGGCGGCUGACAAGAUGGCGGCGUCGGGCCUAGGCUUCGGCCCAGGGUCGUCAGGGCUCCUCGGGAGCCGGGUCCUGGCCUACACCCUCCACCGCUGGAGCAGCUUCUCCUCCACCUACCUGCCAGAGAAUAUUUUAGUAGACAAGCCCAAUGAUCAAUCUUCAAGGUGGUCGUCAGAAAGCAACUACCCUCCACAGUAUUUGAUCUUGAAACUUGAAAGACCGGCCAUAGUUCAGAGCAUCACAUUUGGAAAAUACGAGAAGACUCACGUCUGUAAUUUAAAAAAAUUUAAAGUCUUUGGUGGAAUGAAUGAAGAAAACAUGACCGAUCUUUUAUCAAGCGGCUUAAAGAAUGACUAUAACAAAGAAACAUUUACUCUGAAGCAUAAAAUCGAUGAGCAGAUGUUCCCUUGUCGAUUUAUUAAGAUAGUUCCGCUCCUGUCCUGGGGUCCCAGCUUCAAUUUUAGCAUCUGGUAUGUUGAACUCAACGGUAUUGAUGAUCCAGAUGUGGUACAGCCUUGUCUCAAUUGGUACAGCAAGUACCGUGAACAGGAAGCCAUUCGCCUCUGUUUGAAGCACUUUCGCCAACACAACUACACGGAGGCGUUCGAGUCCCUGCAGAAGAAAACCAAGAUCGCCCUGGAACACCCCAUGCUGACGGACCUUCACGAGAAACUGGUCUUGAAGGGAGACUUCAACGCGUGCGAAGAGUUAAUAGAAAAAGCUGUCAACGAUGGCUUGUUCAACCAGUACAUCAGUCAGCAGGAGUACAAGCCACGAUGGGGUCAGAUAAUUCCCAAAAGCACCAAAGGUGAUGGCGAGGACAGCAGGCCUGGAAUGAGAGGAGGGCAUCAAAUGGUCAUUGAUGUUCAAACAGAAACAGUUUAUCUGUUCGGCGGCUGGGAUGGGACGCAAGACCUGGCUGACUUCUGGGCGUAUAGCGUGAAGGAAAAUCAGUGGACGUGUAUAUCCAGAGACACUGAAAAAGAGAACGGUCCGACUGCCCGGUCCUGUCACAAAAUGUGCAUCGACAUCCAACGGAGGCAGAUCUACACCUUGGGGCGUUACUUGGAUUCCUCUGUGAGGAACAGCAAAUCUCUGAAAAGCGACUUCUACCGCUACGACAUUGACACCAACACCUGGAUGUUGCUGAGCGAAGAUACGGCCGCCGAUGGAGGCCCCAAGCUUGUGUUCGACCACCAGAUGUGCAUGGAUUCAGAGAAACACAUGAUCUACACCUUCGGGGGCAGGAUUUUGACCUGCAACGGCAGUGUGGACGACAGCCGAGCCAGCGAGCCACAAUUCAGCGGCCUCUUCGCUUUUGACUGUCAGUGCCGGCUAUGGAAACUCUUGCGAGAAGAUUCGUGUAAUGCUGGCCCCGAAGACGUCCAAUCCAGAAUAGGACACUGCAUGUUAUUCCAUUCAAAAAACCGUUGUCUGUACAUGUUUGGCGGGCAAAGGUCGAAAACCUACUUGAACGAUUUCUUCAGUUACGACGUGGACAGCGACCACGUGGAUAUCAUUUCGGACGGCACCAAAAAGGACUCAGGGAUGGUUCCAAUGACCGGCUUCACCCAAAGGGCUACCAUUGAUCCGGAACUGAACGAGAUCCACGUGCUCUCCGGACUGAGUAAAGACAAGGAAAAACGGGAAGAGAACGUUCGGAAUUCCUUCUGGAUUUACGACAUCGUCCGAAACAGCUGGUCUUGUGUCUACAAGAACGAUCAAGCCGCCAAAGAGAAUUCAAACAAGAGCCUUCAGGAAGAAGAGCCCUGCCCGCGUUUUGCACACCAGCUUGUGUACGAUGAAUUGCACAAGGUCCAUUACUUGUUUGGAGGCAAUCCAGGCAAACCCUGUUCUCCAAAGAUGAGGCUGGAUGACUUCUGGUCCUUGAAACUCUGCCGGCCGUCCAAGGAAUACUUACUUCGCCAUUGCAAGUACUUGAUAAGGAAGCACAGGUACAGACCUUUCCAGCUCCUGGCUUCGGCACUUUUCAAGUCGGGCUCCGAUCUGAGCACGUUGGGCUUUUCGGACGUCGACCACGUCUACGCCCAACGCACUCAGCUCUUCGACACCCUGGUGAAUUUUUUUCCCGACAACAUGACCCCUCCCAAGGGCAACCUGGUGGAGCUCAUCACCCUGUGACGAGUCGAGUUGCUAGACCUGUGG
Messenger RNA from Protobothrops mucrosquamatus (brown spotted pit viper), 2310 nucleotides. RefSeq names its product muskelin 1 (gene MKLN1). The coding region runs from base 1 to 2286 and encodes 761 amino acids. NCBI's taxonomy places the organism in Eukaryota, Metazoa, Chordata, Lepidosauria, Squamata, Viperidae. The record is from RefSeq and is a predicted model, not a curated record. Gene Ontology annotation, cellular component: cytoplasm. The transcript is spliced from 17 exons. Gene Ontology annotation, molecular function: protein binding.